AUGCAGCUGUGCAGCCUGAGCGUCCUGUACAAAAGCGAGCCCAGGGCAGCGCUGCUCAAGGCCACCUACGACGUGUCUUCCUUCAGCUUCUUCCAGAGGUCCAGCGUUCAGAAAUUCAUGACCUGCACGAGUCAACCGAUCGUGGAGCGCUCAGCGAAAGGCAGCAGAGCUUCUGUCAAAGAACAAGAGUAUCUGUGCCACGUCUAUGUCCCGAAUGAUAGUCUUGCAGGUGUGGUCAUUGCGGACAGUGAAUACCCAUCCCGAGUGGCCUUUACCUUACUGGAGAAGGUACUAGAAGAAUUCUCCAAACAGGUUGACAGGAUAGACUGGCCAGUAGGAUGCCCAGCUACAAUUCAGUACACAGCUUUGGAUGGUUACCUUAGUAGAUACCAGAACCCCCGAGAUGCUGAUCCCAUGAGUAAAGUGAUAAUAUGA
This is a messenger RNA of Jaculus jaculus (lesser Egyptian jerboa), 435 nucleotides long. RefSeq names its product synaptobrevin homolog YKT6-like. The transcript has a single exon. The record is from RefSeq and is a predicted model, not a curated record. Gene Ontology annotation, molecular function: SNAP receptor activity. Gene Ontology annotation, biological process: endoplasmic reticulum to Golgi vesicle-mediated transport. Gene Ontology annotation, cellular component: Golgi apparatus. NCBI's taxonomy places the organism in Eukaryota, Metazoa, Chordata, Mammalia, Rodentia, Dipodidae. Bases 1 to 435 code for a protein of 144 amino acids.